AUGGUCUUCAUCAAGGCAACAUUCGCGUCCGUUUUUGUCUCCCUGCUGGCAUGUGCCACCGCCGUGGAAGUGCCUAACACCGACUACGAUGUCAUCGUGGUCGGCGGUGGUCCCGCGGGUCUCAGUGCACUCAGUGGUGUCUCCCGUGUCCGCCGAACGGCUCUCUUGAUUGAUAGCGAGGAGUACCGCAAUGCUCCAACCCGCGAAAUGCACGACGUCAUUGGCAACGACGGUACCCCGCCUGCUGCUUUCAGAACUCUAGCUCGCGAGCAGAUCUCGAAGUAUCCAACUGCCGAGUUUACCAACGAGACUGUGGAAUCAAUCGUGCCUUUCACACAGGGUGACUUCUCCGCCUUCACGGUGACCGACAGCAAGGGCAAGAGCUACACUGCUCGUAAGAUUGUGCUUGGUACCGGUGUCCGUGAUGUUCUACCCCCGACUCCUGGCCUCCAGGAGGGAUGGGGCAAGGGUAUCUUCUGGUGUCCGUGGUGCGAUGGCUACGAACACAGGGACCAGCCAUUUGGAAUGAUCGGUGAUAUCACCGAUAUGCUGGGCAACGUAUUGGAAACCCACACUCUGUACACCGACAUUAUUGCAUUUGUGAACGGCUCGCAAACCGCAGAUGGCGAAGCCCGGGCAACGGCAAAGGUCGCAGACUGGAAGGAACAACUUGCCGCUUGGAACACUACCAUCGACAACCGCACAAUCACUUCUAUUGAGCGCCUUGAGGAUGGCGGCAAGGAUAGGGAGGAGGACGGUGAUGAGCAGUUCGACAAGUUCCGCCUUCACUUCACUACUGGUGAGCCUGUUGAGCGGAAUGCUUUGAUCGUCAACUUCCCAACUGUCCAGACCUCGUCACUUCCAGCCAAGAUGCACCUAGACAUGGUCGGUGAUAAGAUCAAUGUUACUAGUGCGAUGCGCACCAGUCAGUCCGGUGUCUUUGCGAUUGGUGACGCCAACAGUGAUGGCAGCACCAAUGUGCCACAUGCGAUGUUCACUGGCAAAAAGGCUGCUGUUUAUGUCCACGUGGAAAUGUCUCGUGAGGAGUCAAAAUCCAAGAUCUCCAAGCGCACGGGACUCUCUCACCGUGAGCUCGAGAAGGAGGCCAUGCGCGCAAUUGGCGACAAUCUAGAUAAAGAAUGGAAGCGAGCUCAGGAGUAA
Penicillium vulpinum is the source of this 1161-nucleotide messenger RNA. Its product is annotated as NAD(P)/FAD-dependent oxidoreductase. Gene Ontology annotation, molecular function: oxidoreductase activity. Bases 1 to 1161 code for a protein of 386 amino acids. Lineage: Eukaryota; Fungi; Ascomycota; Eurotiomycetes; Eurotiales; Aspergillaceae. The transcript is spliced from 3 exons. The record is from RefSeq and is a predicted model, not a curated record.